This is a messenger RNA of Cavia porcellus (domestic guinea pig), 5995 nucleotides long. RefSeq names its product LSM11, U7 small nuclear RNA associated (gene Lsm11). Gene Ontology annotation, biological process: mRNA 3'-end processing by stem-loop binding and cleavage. Gene Ontology annotation, cellular component: U7 snRNP. The record is from RefSeq and is a predicted model, not a curated record. Lineage: Eukaryota; Metazoa; Chordata; Mammalia; Rodentia; Caviidae. The transcript is spliced from 4 exons. Gene Ontology annotation, molecular function: U7 snRNA binding. Bases 43 to 1137 code for a protein of 364 amino acids.
GCGGCUUCCUCCCAUCGGCCCCGGCUUGCGCGCCUUUCAAACAUGGAGGAGCGCGAGCGGGGGGCGAGGUCGGCUCGCGCCGGGAGCCCCGCGAGCCCGCCCAGCCCGCGGCUGGAUGUCAGCUCUGACAGCUUCGACCCGCUGCUGGCCCUGUACGCGCCCCGCCUGCCCCCCAUCCCCUACCCCAACGCCCCCUGCUUCAACAACCUGGCCGCGUACGAGAGCUUCCUCAGGACCGGCUCCCGGGGCGGCGGGCGCGGGCGGGCGCGGGGCGCGGCCGCGGGCUCGGGGGGCCCCGCCGCCGCCGCCGCCGCCGCCGGAGCCUCGGGCCGCAGCCGCAGCCGCCGCCGCGCGGACGCCCCGGCCCCGGACCCCGAGCGCAUCCAGCGCCUCCGUCGCCUCAUGGUGGUCAAGGAGGAAGAGGACGGCAGGGCCGGGGCGUCCAGGCGGGGCCCGGGUCGCAGCCGGAAGGCGCCGCGCAACGUGCUCACGCGGAUGCCCCUGCACGAAGGCAGCCCCCUGGGAGAGCUCCAUCGGUGCAUCCGCGAGGGGGUAAAGGUGAAUGUUCACAUCCGCACUUUCAAGGGACUCCGGGGCGUCUGUACCGGCUUCCUCGUAGCGUUUGACAAGUUCUGGAAUAUGGCACUUACUGAUGUGGAUGAGACCUACAGAAAACCUGUUCUAGGCAAAGCAUAUGAACGGGAUUCUUCGCUGACUCUCACGAGGCUGUUUGAUCGGUUGAAACUACAAGAUUCUUCCAAGAAGGAAGCAGAUUCAAAGUCUGCAGUAGAAGACUCCACUCUGUCCAGAUACUCGCAGACAUCUACUUGGAAGGUGGCUUCAGUCUGGGGACGAGGAGACACCGACCGGGGCUCCCGCAGGCGUUCCCGUUCUGUUCCUUCUUCCCUACAGGCAUCUGCUAGGGAGGAGUCCAGGUCUGAGCUGUCAGGGAGGACUACAAGGACAGAAGGGUCCAGUGUGGGAGGUACCAUUUCCAGGGCCACCACCCUUUCCCGGGGACAGCCCCGUAAGAAAAAGCGAAAGCCCAAGGUGGAUUACCAGCAGGUAUUCACUCGACACAUAAAUCAGAUUUUUAUUCGAGGUGAGAAUGUCUUGCUGGUUCAUCUUGCACAGUAACCAGCUCAGCUUCCUUUGAGCUUUGGUUUUUAGGUAUAAAAUGCAUGAGUUACUACUGUGCUAUAUCUUAGUAUCCCAAUAAAACUUGAGUUGGUAUGAUUCCCUGUGGUCCGGCACAUGCAGAGGACAGAGCAGGCUCAAGCCUCUGGAAGAUGAGCUCAAGGAGAGGACAGGCCUUGGGAGGGUGGACAUUUGAGUGAAUAUCAAGGCAGAAGCCAUGCAUAAGUACAGCAUGCAUCUGACUGGGUGUCAUGGUCUACUUCAGUCACACAUGCCAAAUGUAUAAGAUUUUGUACUUAGGGAUCACAGUAUGAGUGGAAUUCACUCUUCAAUGACUAUGGAAAGAAACUAUCUCAACGCAUGAUCUCAUUUUGAAAAGCUAGUGCCCCACACACUCAUAAAUUUAAUUCGGAGAAUAGCAGUGUAGAUUGUCCUGGAUCCCUGCACCCACCUCUUGUAACUGAUCUUUAUAUUUUGCUCAACACCAUUCUCUCUCACUGAAGAAAUGAAAUGUUUUGAGUAUCUUUAAGGUCCAGGAGAGUUACAUGGGGUAAAAUUGAGAUAGGGUGUGCCCCAAGUAGCCAGCGAUGAGUGCGCUGUCUUGGUCUCUCUCCCUGCUGUGGAAGGGAGCACAGGACCUCAUCGGUCUUCCCCUCACCAGAGGUAGCCUCUGCAGAUGACAAAGCGGAGGAGACGGUGAUUUGUGUGCGGUGGCUGUCGUCCUUCAUGCUGACUUCUGUGGCAUGGUGCUAGUGCAUGUCCCCUGUGGUAUUGCCCCUCUGUAUAUAACAGAAACUGUCCCAUGCGCUUCGUAGCAGGAGACUGUGACUGUCAUGCUAGCUUCGAAGGGUUUGGCAUGAACUCUGUACUACACCUGAAUCACCCGGCUGAGAGUCUCCUUUCCACACGGGCUGGCCUCGUGUAGUCUCUCUCAGAAUGGUUUACCUUGAAGCAGUGGUGGCGGUUCUAUUCCCUGGAGUCAGUGUUUACAGGAGCUGCUCCUACUUAAACUGUGCUAUUACAUGCUUUCUGAAUCACCAGUGCAGAAUAGGCUGCAUCUUGACACAGACUGUUAGGCAAUACUGACUUUUUAUUUUGUUUGUAUAUGUUUUGUCUUGGAUAACUUAUAUUCAAAGUGGGAAGAAACAGCUAACUGGUUAAAAUGUAUGAAAAAGAUAUUUCCCCUGUUACAUUUGUUGUUUAGGUUGAGUCUUCUGAGACACAGGUGAAUAAGGGUUAGGGAGCUGGAAUCCCUGGUUCUUCCAGCUAAACUGCUGGUUCAUUAGACAAGUAAAGGUGAGCAGAUUUAACCCCUCUGUGCCUCAGUUUCCCCUGUCAAGACACCUACCUCACUAGGGCAUUGUGACAAAAAAUUUUAGGAAGGCAUUUUACAAUCUCCAAAUGUGUUUUAAGUGCCAUGAGUAAUUUUUACUCUAUUUCACAGCUCUGUAAGAAUUCUACAUCUUAUGAGCAGGGCAGGUGCUAAACAAGGAAGAAGUGUUCCUAAGUGUCACAUUGGGCCCUAGUAACGAUCACCAGAAGGCAGUGAAAACUUGAGCAACUAGUUUCCGUGUUCCAUUCCUCCACCCAAAGGGACAGUGGAAGGGAUGAGAACAUCUUCUGGAAGAGGACAAUGGCAUUGUGGUUUCUUUUGCUGCUCUCCCCACAUCCCAGCCCUGAUGUAUUUCUGAUAAUUAUCAGGAAGAUUUAUACAAUACCAAAGGGAAAAUGAGUAUCCAAAAAUGGCACAUCCCCAAAGGGGAAUUUGUGGGAGUCUUUAUUUAUUUACCGUUAAUUUGUUUUUAUUUGUAGAUGUAUUUGAAAGUACACUUUAGAGUCAUAUGAGGUGCACUAAAGUUUCUAAGAGAUUCCACUUACAAACUAAAGAUCACAACUGUCUUUGUAAUCUGCCAGUCUAAACUCUGUUCUCAUUAGUGGGUCCAGCAAUCUUAAUUCUCAAAUUAACAGUAUUUCAUUAGAUCAUCGGGCAGUGCUGCGUGCAUCUCCUUGCUAGCUGCCCCUGCCAGCCUCAUGUCUGCCUCUUUGUCCCUCAGUUAGAAGCUGUGAUACUCUAUUUUCCCAAUAAAGUAGAAAUUUGGAAUAAAAACAAAUAUAAUUUCCAUUGCAUUCCAUUGCCUUAUUAAAUCUAGACUGAUUUAUUUUAAACACAUAUAAGUUUUUAUGUUUAUGUAUAACUUUCUUGUGUGCACAUAAUUUUUCUCCCAACAUGACAUGAAAAAACUUUGAACUGUGUGCUGUCUUAUGUGCUAUAUUGCCCCUGUUUAUUUGUGUGGUUUAAGCAACGCUCCUAAAUGAGUAUUAUUUAGUAAGUGUACUGUUUUGUAUAAAGCAUGAUAAUUAUUUUUAGAGAAGUCCAUUUUUUAAAAUUCUGCCUUUAUUAUUGGAAAGUUUUUCAAAACUGAAAAAAUAGACCCGAAUAAUGUAUUGCUGCUUGAAAAUUGUAACCGUCUAGGUCAUUAUAAUAAAUUGCUAGGGUUGACUAGGGAGGUAGCUCGGUGGAGGUAUAUGCUUUGCAUGUGUAAGGCCAUGAGUUCGAUCCCCAGCAUAGUAGUUGAUUGAUUGAUUGAUUGAUUGAUUGAUUGAUUGUAAAUUGCUAUGGAAAUAAUUGACAUUUUCCCAGGAAAAGGGGAAAUAAUGGUAGAGAAUCAGAAAUCACUGGAGGGCCUACACAGCUGAAAUGCAACAGAACAAUGCCCCAGGCAUCAGGGUAGGGAAACUUGUUAAGAAUAGCAUCUAUUUUGGAACAUCCAACUUGGUUAUUCAAAGAAAUCUCUAGACAAUGACUAUGUUUUCAAGACAAUUCACAGGGCAGACCUGUGCAGUUGGCAGGUGUUCUUCUCUGAUGUACCAACUUAGUUAGACGAUGACAGGUGUUAAGAAGUGCAACAUAGAGUUUUGUACCCAGAACAAUUUCAGGUGCCAGUCUUUGUACGCAGCAGUGAUUCUUGUGCUCUCCCAUCAGUAGGACAUGUACUUAGGUUGUUUGAGUCAGUACCUGGGAAAUGUUCACGCUUCCUGUUGUGUAUGACCAGAAACAGGCUAAUUCUGAAACAGUCGGAGUCAGCACAUCUGAGGCAGGUGGCUUUGGGCUGGUCAGCACCUCGCUGUCUGUUCAUGAUGUGUGUCCAGUCCAAAGCCUGGCAAACAUGAGAUUUCAAUGUGGUGCAUAGAAAUGGUCACUGUGGUUGUUGCGGGGUCAGGAGCAAUUCUGUAGGUCCUUGUGAAGCACAGUGUACCUUUAGAGACUGUCAGGCUUGAAAUGUGAUCUGCCCUCAUUCGCAUAAGCCUCACAGACAUUUGUAUGUGCCACUUCUACCCCUUAAGAAAAAAGAAACAAACGGCAAGGGGACCGAGACAUGCAGGGCGAAGCUGGAGGGCGGGGAGAGAAGAUGAAAACAGAAUGCAGCUGUGGUGUGUACCCAUACCAGCUCCCCGUGAGCAAUGUAAUCGUGUACUACAAACAUGUACUAAUAAAAAUGGGAAAGAAAGAGAAAUAGAAACCUAACUUAGUAGAAAGUGGGUAUAUGUAUUUCUGAAUAUACUAUUUCCACAGCAGCCAACAAGGGCAAAGCUGUGAAAUAGAAUUGGUUCUGUAAAUUACUUGUUAAAUUUUCUCUGAAUUUUACCUUUAGGAAAAACAUUAAAAAUCAUUCUAAGACAGCUGGCUGCCACCGGUGCUGCCCCAGAGCUUUGCAUUCUUUUGUGUGUUUUCCAUGAGUGAAGUGACUGCUGUGGGAAGGUCAGGGUUCAUGGAGGAGAAGAGAAUCACAGGAUGAAUAUAAUAGUUUGCAGUCCUUGUAACUUUUCUUUUUCUGUACCGACCACAUAUAGAAAGCAGUCGGCCCCAUUUUAGAAGCUUAUGUUCGCCAGCUUAUGUUCUUUCUUUUCCCAUAGGUUUUUCUUAGUGCAUGUGAAGCAGAGACAUCUUAUGUGGGCUUGUGUUCAAAGGUACACAGUCUGUCGGCACUUUGUGGCAAAUUCAGUUGAUGGGUUUAGGAUGUGCCUUUGGGGUUCCUAAACCGAUUUUCAGGGCACUGAAGAAGGGUUGGGGCUCUUUUACCCUUACUGUUUUGAGCAUUUUUCAAAUGUUAGUAUGUUCCCUUGCACUCUUAUAAUUAAAAUGAAACCUAUCAAGGAAGGGUUUGGAUGGUUCAAAGAUCUAGGGAAAGAAACAUAACACCUAACACCUUCGAUUGGUCUUUUAUUUAUUUAGAAAAAAUAGUUUAAUAAGCUGCCAGAAUCAGUGCUCCUUUAAAAACAUUCUCUGAAAAGAUGAGAACUGUCCCUUAGGAAGGUUAUAAAAGCUACUCCCAGUACAUUGCAAUUGCUUUUGAUUUUAGUUUUUUGCAGCAAAUGUCUGAUGUUGUUUUUAGAACUGUAAAAAAAAAAAAAGUUUGCAAAUGUUUUCAGGGAUAUUAUUUGAACUAUGAUUAUCUGACUGAGUUAUGUUGAGCUAGGUUCUAGGGCACCUAUCCACUUCUUUCUCUGUUGUCCUGACGGUUAAACAGCCAUGCUUUUAAAAGCGAUUGGCUCACUCUGUACUGACAUCUGAAGACAUCAGCCUCCUAUUUGGCAAUAUUGACUUAACUAAGUUUUCUAGACAAGCCUAAAGUUGGGUUACUCUCUGUUUAUAGUUUCACUAUUCAUAUACUAGCUGCUAGAAGAAAAAUCCUUUGACUGUAAUCUCAUUUUUAUAUUACUCCUGAUCAUUUGGUUAACCAAAUCCUUUUCUGUUUGGGGAAAAAUUGCUGCUAGUUACCUUGGUUUGCAAUGUUCUGCUUCAGGUAUGUAUCUUAUGAAGGUCUGAAACUUUAAUAAAUAUGAUUCUAUUACUGUA